Messenger RNA from Clupea harengus (Atlantic herring), 1174 nucleotides. RefSeq lists its product as uncharacterized. NCBI's taxonomy places the organism in Eukaryota, Metazoa, Chordata, Actinopteri, Clupeiformes, Clupeidae. Gene Ontology annotation, biological process: DNA integration. Gene Ontology annotation, molecular function: nucleic acid binding; zinc ion binding. The record is from RefSeq and is a predicted model, not a curated record.
UGAGACUAAAAUCUUCUACUUCAAGGAAGUGAGCAACGCCCCAGUUACCUCAGCCCAAGUUCACCCGCACUGACCAGUGAUGUCGGAGGUCAUGGACAUUGUCACUCAUGGGAGAGAAAGAGAGCUGUCAGACAGCCUAAAGCCUUACCUGGUGAGGAGGAACGAGCUCACAGUUCAGGCUGGAUGCUUGUUAUGGGGUUUUCGAGUCAUCAUUUCGCCGCCACUGAGAAAGCAGGUGCUUGAGGAACUCCAUUCAGGGCACUGUGGCAUGGUGCGAAUGAAAGAGAUUGCGCGCAGCUACUUUUGGUGGCCAGGCUUAGACGCAGCUAUCGAAGACAAGGCCAAGUCAUGUUCUGCAUGUCAAAAGAUGAGAAUCAUGCCUCAGCUAGCGCCACUACACCCAUGGGACUUCCCAGAGGAGCCUUGGCAGAGAGUCCACAUAGACUUUGCAGGUCCACUGGAGGAUCGUAUGUUCUUAGUCGUAGUUGAUGCACACAGCAAAUGGCCAGAGGUCGCCAUAAUGAAGAGCACUUCAUCAGAGAGAACCAUCGAAGAGCUACGGUCCAUCUUCAGUCGCUUUGGAUUGCCCAUGCAACUCGUUAGCGAUAACGGCCCGCAACUGGUGUCUGAAGAGUUCCAGUCAUUCAUGGAAGCAAACGGAAUCCAGCACAUCAAGUCAGCUCCCUAUCAUCCCGCCACGAACGGCCUAGCGGAAAGAUUUGUGCAGACGUUGAAACAAGCUCUAAAAUCAUCACAAGGAAACGGAUCGCUCAACAAGCGCCUAAGCACCUUCCUGUUGACCUACAGAAACACCCCCCAUGCUACAACCAAAGUGGCCCCAGCGUCAGCCAUGAUGAAAAGACAGCUGCGCACACGACUCGAUCUUCUGAGACCACUGAAGACUAAGCAGGUUGUACAGACACAACAAAGAGCACAGGUGGAGAGACGGAGCAAGGCAAAACACAGAAGCUUCAGAGCUGGAGAGAGAGUUCUUGCUCGGAACUACUGUAAAGGUCCGAAGUGGAUACAAGCAACAGUUGUCGCACAAACAGGCCCUGUGUCCUACACAGUUCUAACACCAGAGAACAUCAUCUGGAGGAGACACGUGGAUCAACUGUUGCCAGGAACCAACCUCAGUGAUGACUCAGGUCAAAUGGCAAACCCAGAACUUUGA